AUGCAGACGAAAGAGAUUAUCGCAGUGAGCGCUGUACUUGGACUUUGUUUCAUCGCAGCUAUGGCACUCGUUACCCGCUUCUUUCUGCAGCACAAGCAGGCCAAAACUACAACAACAAGCGACAUGUUCACCACAGAUGGCAAGACGGAAGGGCAGCUUCAACUCACACAGAUUUCGAGCUCGUGGAAAAGGUUGCUACUCCCCAAGCAAGACUCGAGCAAACGCCAUUGGGUGCCGAAUCUGUCGGGCAUCAUAAAAGCCGGGGAUGAGGGUCUGGUUUCCUCCGCAUUAUUUACCGAUCUUCAAGGCCAUCCCGGACAACUACCACUUGAAACCCUGUACGAUGCGUUCGCGACCGAAGUGCGAUCCCGACCAAUUUCGGAGCGUUCAUCAUACCCUGGAGAUAUGACGAGGUUCCUUGGGCGAGCAAAGAAGCCCGCAGGGAACCUUGGACGGUCAAAAUCCAUGUCAAAUGUCAAGCGAGGAGAACCUAACCCGAAGGCUGCGAGAAAGAGCUUGGAUUUGUCGGUGGUUGAGAUGGGUUUAGCUAGGAGUCUAUCCGUGAAGAAACCGGCAUCUGCCUUAGUAUCUAUGCGCAACGGGCUGCGCGAUGAUGAUGUUCAGAAAACUCCGCAAAGGUCUUGGAUGAAGGAGGGCCAGACAGCAAAGUAUGAGGAUGGGAGGACGAAUGUGAAGAUCACCUCUGGCGAACUUGCAGCGCUUUCCAUAAUACUCGGAAGCCAAUUGAGCAACGAACCCAAUAAGGAUACAUUACUUGAGCCCAGUGCAUACGGCAUUUCGAUAGCUGUUGCGCCAACGACAGACGCCAAAAGCCAAGUCACACUCACGCAACAAAAGCGCAGCAGAUCGCAACGGCACGCCCAGGGCUCAGGCGUCUCACCACUCUUCGCAAAGCACCUUGCAGCUGGCUCCCUCCCGUACUCGCAAAAUAACAUUGGCGUUCACAGCAUCCUCAUUACAGACGAGGCUUUCGAGGCGUUGCAAGCAGGUGCUUCUCUAUACACACAUCCAUAUGCCGCACGAACACCACAGUCAAAGUUCCUCGCAUCGCUACCCAGUUCGCGCGAAUCCAGAUUCCACAUUCUCGCCACAUCAACCGAAGUCCACACAUCGACAACGUUACUAGACGCCAUAGCAGCGCUACCGUUCUCCGGUGGUCUCGCUCCCCUCGCUUCAGCACCCUUGAUCAAAACCGUCCAAUUCAUAGCAUCCGCGGGUCUCGCUCACGCACGAUUAAUCCAGCGCCUAGAACAACUCGUUGACAAAGUGCACCGCCACACACCCCAUCUCAACAUCUUCGGCCCUCUCUACGAGCCCCAAAACGCGGGCUUACUCUUCCGCGAACGCGAACGUCUCGGUAGACUCGCCACCGACCCUACUACACCCGAUACUCUCGCCGACAAAACAUCUCGCAUGUCACGUUAUAUCACCCUCCUCGAACGUCUGAUGGCCCUUGUACCACACCUGAAACCACAAGACGUCCUUGCCGCCGUCCAAGAAGCAAUGAAACAAGAGAUACGAGCUGCGUACGAGCAAGCCGUCACAACACAUUCUUCUUCAACCACUAGAAAAAACAGUGUCGAAUCGAUAUGUUCACCUGUAUCUUCCCCUGUACCCGAGAUAUCGGCCAAAUCAGCCAAGCGUCAAUCCACAUCUUCGCGACGCAGCCCGCGUCGUCGAUCGAACCGUUCAAGCACGUUCUCUGAUGUCACCGAGACGAGCCCUGCGCUGUCGUCCGAGGACAAAGAGGGGACGCUAGCGAAGCAGGUUGAGCAAGUCCUCAAGGCAGAGUUGCCAUUGGAUGUUGCCACGAUAGCGUUUGUGGCACGCAUGGUUAUUGUGGCGUGGACUGUUAGUGUGGGGGUUGUGGCUUGGGCGGAAGGGGAAGCUGGAUUCAAGGUCCCCGAUUUAGAGGGAUUGGGAAAAAUAGUCAUGUCUUGA
This is a messenger RNA of Alternaria atra, 1962 nucleotides long. RefSeq lists its product as uncharacterized. The transcript has a single exon. The coding region runs from base 1 to 1962 and encodes 653 amino acids. NCBI's taxonomy places the organism in Eukaryota, Fungi, Ascomycota, Dothideomycetes, Pleosporales, Pleosporaceae. The record is from RefSeq and is a predicted model, not a curated record.